Aspergillus alliaceus is the source of this 1649-nucleotide messenger RNA. Its product is annotated as RNP domain protein. The record is from RefSeq and is a predicted model, not a curated record. Lineage: Eukaryota; Fungi; Ascomycota; Eurotiomycetes; Eurotiales; Aspergillaceae. The transcript has a single exon. Bases 392 to 1540 code for a protein of 382 amino acids. Gene Ontology annotation, molecular function: mRNA binding.
CCUUGAUCAAGAUCUGCUUGCUAGUAAGUUCAUCACCAAGUUGUAUCUCGACUCCCCGAACAUUUGACCCUGACAACGUUCUCUUGCUUUUACUACAUUCUCAUCACUUAUUGGCUGGUAUCUAGCUUCAAUACCAUAUCUUGAAGGGCUAGGUUAGAAUACUGCCGUCCAACGCAACUAUCUCUGUCAUUCGCAUACUACCUACCCUCCUCCACAAUCGUAUAACUCUCGCGGGACAUCGAUUUUUAGUCUCUUUUAGGACUCAGGACCCUUUUCAGGCGUGACGUCUGGCGUGAGACUGCUACGUCAGUCAAGCCCUGAAGGUACGUGUCUGGUUAAUUUGCAUACGGCGCAUUACAUCUAUCGUCUCUAUUCGAACUCUCCAUUCAUCAUGUCCUUUCCGCCACCUCCAGGUCUGAAGCAAGCGCCGUCGUCGCUCCCGCCGCGGCCACCAAACACAGCAUCUCCUUCCCCUGCAUCCUUUCAACCCGCAUACUCGGCUGCACCAUCGUAUGCGUCCGCAGGGACCAGCAGUAGCUAUGGCGGCAACGGGCCCCGAGCUGGUUACAAUGCUUUCACUGCAUUCCAGCCGCGUUCGGUAGCUUCUACUCAGUCAUACCGCACCAGUAGCCCCGUCGUGUCCGCUCCACCAGCAACCUCAACCGGAUACUCCACUCCCGUUACGGCAGGCUAUGGUAGCUACUAUUCACAACCACAGCAAACAUAUCAAGGUGGGGCCUCUUACUAUGGCUCUGCUCAGUAUAAUGAUAACACAUAUGGUCCGUCCGUGCCUCGGAUUCAGAAUCCUUUUCCCGCUGCGGGAGCUGACCAGUCAAACAAUUACGGAACGCGCGGGAGGAACUAUGGACGCAAUGAUUCUGGUUUAGAUCCGGAGACAGAAGCACAGAUCGCACAGUGGCAAAGUGCUUAUGCGAAUAAAGACGAAACACAGGUACCAGGCAAGGUUCCUGGCCGUCGAGACGUAAACGCGAUACCAGGCACCGGCUCCGGUGUGAACACACCAUCCGGCCCCGCGACGGCAGCAAGCACCCCUGCACCCGUUACAGGCCAGCCCGAGUCACAGAAUACCGUUGUCCGCUCCGGCGGCGGGCAAACCUGGACCGAUUCUUCUCUUUUGGAAUGGGAUCCCGCACAUUUCCGUCUUUUUGUAGGAAACCUUGCCGGUGAGGUCACAGACGACUCACUGCUAAAGGCGUUUUCGAAGUACACCUCAGUCCAGAAAGCUCGUGUGAUCCGCGAAAAACGCACUCAAAAGAGCAGAGGAUACGGAUUUGUCAGUUUCAGCGAUGGAGAUGACUAUUUCAAGGCUGCAAGGGAAAUGCAAGGGAAGUAUAUUGGGUCACACCCUGUCUUACUCCGUCGUGCCACUACUGAGGUCCGUCCGGUGGCUAACGCGAAGAAUGGGAAAAGGCACGGCGGCGGAGGUGGCUCGGGAGGUGGCCACGGUGGAGGAAAAGUCAAGCACGAUGGGAUCAGGAAGCCUGGAAAGACCAAGGGCGGACUGAAGAUCAUUGGUUGAUACUGUGAUUUUAGACUGAGUAUAUGCUGAACAUUUUCCGUAAAAUAUAAUGAUAUCAUUUUACUCACAGCUUAUCAACUUACGCUAACGCAUCUUCAAGGCACUUUCC